GGACUCGCCCGUCGUUAGGCCUUUGCAGUAGGGAGUUGUUUGGCGGAUCCCGCAAGUUUUUCUUUACUUUACAUGUUAUUUUUGUUUCUCUCUAGAAGGCUAAAUCCACAACUUUUAUCCACGAUAGCCUAAUUCGUUACCCGGUUUGUCGACGGACUGUACACACACAGUGUUUCGAGCGUGGUGUUGAAUUAGAGAGCCCAAGAAGGAAGGAAGAGAGGCAUCGGUGACUCGGACUCACCGCGGCGGAGCUUAUGAUGCCGACGUUGCGGGACAGCACCAUGUCCCACCCCGGCGAGAAUUCCCACCAAGUCCGGGUUAAAGCUUAUUAUAAAGGGUAAGAAAUCCCUCGUUACUUCACGCUGUCAGCAUUUCUCUUAAUAACCAAACUGUGGGUCAGUUUCAGACUGUGAAAGCUGGCUAACCAGUUGGCUAACAUUAGCUUCAGCUAACGGCUCGCUAACGUUGGGUACCAGGUUUAGGUAAACUUGACCAGACAGACAGACAGGUGAAACUAUCCAGACGCGUUGUUGGCGAAAAACCGGGAUUUUCUGUGGCAUUUAAGGGAAUUAGAAACUAGAUAGUGAGGCUGUUGGGUUGUUUACUAGCUGUUGUUGACGCUAAAAGAUUAAUUCAGACAGUUUUUAAUCUUUGAAGCCUGUCUUAGUGCUCGGUCAGCUCACUGUAGUGCUUGUUACUUGUUAUAUCAGUCAAUGUUGUAUUAUAAUAACUUAAUUAUCCCAAUUUUAAGAGGGUUUACAACCAGCCUGGUGUGGUUUUGUUUACUCAUUAACAUUGCAGCCUUGCUGACUGUUACAGCAAAUCUUCAGGUUUUGUUGACAUGGCUGGACAGGGGAUUAUUGUACUGCUAUGAUGGACUCGAAGUGUGUUAUAAAGACAGGUGUUCCUAAUAAUUUGUACACAGGGCGGUAAAAUAUCAGCAACAACUCUAAGUGUGUUUACUCCACCCUCUACAACUUCAGCAUCAAAUUAGGAGAACAAUUAUCACCUGUUUGAUCAUGUCAACAAAGAAACCCUGUGCAUUUUAAAGAUGUCUAGAUUGUCUUUUUUGGCCCCAAUCCUAAUCUGAUUUUCUGAUUUUGGGUAUCAGCAAAUACAGAGUUUCAAUCUGAUAUUUGCAUAGACAAUAGGGAUGGGAACCGAGAACUGGUUCCAAAUGGUUCAAUCCAUCGACAUCGUUUACAUUUCGUCUUAACAAUUCCCUUAAUGAUUCCUUGGAAGGUACGUUUGUCCUGUGUUAACAUAAGCACAAUGCAUGGCAGACUUGGACUAACUGAGUUAGAAGCGCAUCAAAAACCCUCAACCUGACCCAAAAAAAACUCGAAAUUUUGUGUGCGACACUGCUUAGUAAUGCCCUCUUUUUGGGGAUCCAGAAUAUGGUCACCCUAAUUUGACUUAAUAACGACUGAAGCAAACACUGUACUUUUAGUUUGUUGUUCGAAUAUUUUUAGACUACUGUUAUCAGAGACACAAUACAAAUUGGAGUUAACCAAAGAAAUCAAAGAAAGGCAUUGAUAAGGGAAUCGUUAAAGAAUUGAAUCGAUAAGCAGAAUCGAUAAUGGCAUCGAUAUCGAUAAAAUCUUAUCAAUUCCCAUCCCUAAUAGACAAUAAAGCUGCACACCACAAAUUUACCAAAAGAUGUCUUAAAUGUAGAAGUGUGAGGCUUUGCAAUGAUGUGACGAAACUAGAGCUGUAAAAAGUUUGUUUUUACAACAACUGGAAGUCAAAUCUUGUUUUGAAUCUGGUUUCGCUGUGCCAUUCUGGUCAGGCAGUGUCAGAAAUGUGAGAUAAAUGUGAUAAACAACAACGUACUCUGUCCAAAAUGAUGAAUCCAACCACCUUCUAUUUAAUCACCUGUGGUACUUUGGCCUUUUUGCUCUCUUAUCAAUAUAUUUCCUUCUUUAUUUUAAAAGUCAGAGUUGCAUGAUUAGUUGUAGAGCGUUCUGGGUUCGAAUGUACACACUUAAUAAGAAACUAUAAACAAGCCAUCCAAGUCAAACUGAAGCUCUGGCUUAAUCUUUAUAACAGGACUUACCAAAAACCAACCUGAUUACAACCACAACUACUGCUUUUAUGGCAGCUUCUGGUAACAUAUGGUUCAACAGGUGAAAACAAACCAUAAAUGUCAGCGCUUUCGCUUCCUCCUUGCAUAACAAUUAUAUUACACCUUCCAGUUAAAAAUAUUUCCACAUUGUUGACAUUUUGGCUAUAAGUUUCCCCAGUUCAUAAUGCCACAAAUUAGUUCGUAUCAUCAACUAACCCCCAUGAUUGCUGCAAAUUGAUUUAUUGUCCAAGCUUUCACCUUUGUGGUACCUUAGUUUGACCAAACUAAAUUAAGUGUAUUGCAAACUCGACACAAGACAAAUAGUAGACAAUACAAACAUUAGUAUCAGUGUCACACAGAGGGUAUACUUAGUCAUAUCCCGCCUGGCAAAGGCAGAUCAGCUGUUUUAGUUUCGCACUUGGAUGUGUUAAUGGAAAUCAUUGGUCACCCAGUUGUUCUCAGGCCGCUCCCUGUCCCUCUGUCUCUGCCAGAUGAAGGCAAUGAUUGGAGCGCAGCCAAGACUUGAAAAACGUGAAGUGCAAGUCACCUCAGCCAGACCUGUUCUAUUUCUCUGCGCCUGUGUGACACACCUAAGGAUCUCUGUAAUGUGUGUUGAUCAUUAGGUGUCAUCCGACGGAACAAAGUAUCUCAAGUAUUCAUGAGGCUGCUGCUGAGGAAUCUCGGCUAUGUUGCCGAGGCGGGAAAGCAGCAAAUUAGUCUUGUUGUUUGGCUAUUAGGAUGCAUUAAGGCAGGAUGUCUGAAAGGUUGUGAAAGUCAGGAGUAGGAGACUGGUCUCUGAUUUCAUCAUAUGAAUAUGCCAGCUAAAGUGGUAUUGCAUGCUUGUAGUGUUUCCUUUUUUAAUUUUAACAAAAGUGUGACAAACCAACUUCAACAAACUUUGUAAAUUAUUAACAUUUGAAUGUGCACAGGCCAGUCCAAGCUGUUUUUACAUAGAUAGUGUUCGUGUAAGAUGGAUGUUUUUGUUUAAAUGUUUAGUGCGGUUACUAUUGAAAUGUAGUCAAAGUUGCUCUAGUGUUAUGUCGUGGGAAAGGUGGAAAUAAAACGAAAAGAAGGAGAGAAAGAUUAAAUGGUUUCGGAGGACAAUUACACUGAAUGUCACAGUUCCCAUUUUAAAAAACCACAUCCAUCGUGUCUUCCUGACAAACACAUGAAAAUUACUGAUGUGCCCUCAUGAUAAGUGAGUUCCUGUUUACAGAUCCUGCAAGCUGCACUUUCUUUCCAUUGCAGGAUUAACAGUAAAAUGCUCCUCAGCCCAGUUCAAAAGCUGCGUUUUGUUUGCCUGUCUUUUCCUGGUUUGCAUACCUCACUCUCAGCAGAGAUAUUAAGGAUGCGAGAUGGCUUGUCCCUCCCCAACUCGGUUCCAGAUAAGAUAUGUCUGCUCAGCAUAAAAACCUUGUGCAGUGAUGUUACCAACAAAUAAUCCACUCUUUAAUUUGUCUGCAACUUUUUGGUGUAUUGAUUUCUUUCAGCUACUUGUUGCACCUCCAUCCCCCCCAAAAAACGACACCUAUAUGGAGUGAAAUUAGUAAAGCUGAGCCUAUAUCUCUAUUAUUGAUUAGUUAAUGAGCCAAGACAAAGGAUUAAAAAGUUCUCCAAGACACUUGGUGCUGACUCAAGGUGCACACUUUAAAAUACAAAGGCGUCAGCACUUACUAUCAAAUUCAAACUCUAAUAGUACAGAUUUACAGCAGCUGAACAGCUCAAGCUUGGCUGCCUUUUUAAUAACAGUUAACCAGCCAAAAAAUAAAAUCUACAACUUCAAUGGUAAGAUCCAUAAUAAGCGACACAUUUACUGUUAUAUCCUUAACAAAUGGCAGAAUUUUGCUUUCUGUUUCUCUGUUGUUGUAUUAAAGCCCGACCGAUAUAGAUUUUUGGGGGCCGAUGCCGAAACUGAUUAUUAAGGGGGGGAUCUGAUUACCAAAUAAUGGGCUGAUUUUCUCAAAAUUUUUAUGAAGUUAUAAAAAAUAUAAUUAUAUAUACUGUAGAUAUCUACAGUUUACUAUAUACUAUAUAUAUACUGCAGGUUACUGCUUUUCAUGCCGACAGAAAGACUGACUGAUCAAACUCGACCAGAAAGCAGAUGGCUUACUCUAACUUUAGCUUGCAUAUUAUGUGGUGCUUCACCGUUAACUCGGCUGCGCCAUCUACUGGAUAAGUUGAGGGAUCUUUUCAAAUGGAGGAAAAUUUUCGAGGUGAAACCAAAUCUUAUUCUCCUCAUUUUAUUUCUGAAAAUAUCGGCAAAAAUCUGUGUGUUUUGGCUGAUUACCGAUAAGUCUCAAACGGGCUAAAAUUGGCCGAUUUAAUUUGCUCCCUGAUAAAUCGGUCGGGCCAUAGUUAUAACCUAAACAAAUGUCAGAAUUUUUACUUUCUGUUUCUCUGUUGUUGUGUUAAUUUAAAUAGUGUUGAGUUUUAGGCCAUAGUCAGAGAUAACGAGAUAUUUAACGAACAGCUCACUGCUCCAUAAAGGUAAUUGGGAGUUUAAAUGUUUGAUUCAAGUCAUUUAUUGUUCAAAUCAACAGCAGUUAAAUAAGCGCUAGAAUUAAAAUGUCUGUAGCCCUUGGUUACAUGCUUCCCAGUCCUCACCAUGAGACAGAAAGCCCAAGAGUCUGCAGGUUUGUGUGCCAUCCAAACAAUAGAGCAGCUCAUCUCAUUGAUUGGCACAGUUUCCGUGUCUCCUAAUGGUGAUCAUUAAAACAGCCAGUUUAGAAACUUUCCCAUCCUUUUAAAAGUGUAAAACACCCAAUGAAACUUGGCCGUCUUUGUGGCCUCGCUCUGCGGUAGUGUUUCAGCUCAUCUAUUUUCAGUUUAGUGUCGUUUUUCAGUUCAUUCUGUCUCAUUUGCAUGUCUGUGGUCAGUCAGCGCCAGCAGCAGCAGACUGGUGUCAGCCUGUAGCAGUCUCAGCCUGUCACUGGCUCGUCUUCAUCUUCUCAUUCAGGCUGAUGGUCAAUUAGAAGGAGCUGCAUAUAUGUACACUGAGAGCACAUGACAGGGGACUGACAGAGAGGCUGAUACUGUCCAGGGUCAUAGAGGGACCGUAAAUGAACAGAUGUAAGGUGGUAGGGCUGCAACAACAACAGUUAUUGAUUAUCUUGGCAAAACACAGAGUGGCUUAUUAUAAUUGAAUCAAAGUUCCUUAUUCUGUUUGGAUUAAGACAUGAAUUAAUCAACGUUUGUCUUUAGUGCUGUAGCAUUGUUGGAGCCCCCGUUUUAAAACAUUCAUCACACUGUUGAGGGAUAAAGGAAACAGUUAAGGGUUUAUGGACUGCUAUGUACUGUUUUAUGUUGUGCUUUAAUCCUCUCUUAUGUGCUAGCCUCAUAAAUGCAAAUCUUUCUGACCCUAUAGUUUUUUUUUACACCAUCAGCUGUUCAAUCCUAAUGAAUACUAUAGUAGGUGUGAAUUAAAGACACUCAUGCUUGAAGGUUUGAAAAUGUAAAAAUCGCCUCGCAGCUUUCUGUCAUUGCUCUGCAUUGCUUCUUAUAGCAAGUCAUCAAGUAGGGACAUUAGUGAUUUAUCAUUUGAACGUUGGUAUUGGCCAGUUUGCCUUGCUUGAAAUACACUUUUUUUACUUGGGGCUUUACCUCAAAAAGAUAAGAGUGCCAGCAAAGUGUAGGAGCAACUGAUGAAAAUUAAGGAGCACUACAAAUACAAAAAAAAACUGUAAAGAAUAGAGUAUAAGUUUCUACCUCUGACCUACAUGCUUUACAGUAAAGGCAGCGGAUUGUGCCAUUUCCACAGUAGAGAUGUUCAAGGUCUUUCAGCCACUCUCUUCUUAGCCGCUGGUUCAUCUACAUCCACCACAAAGCCAUUGCCAACCUCAGGAGUUAUAUUUUCCAUAAAGUUAGGCGGCCUUCAAAAGAAAUCCCUCAGUGUUUUUCAAUCAUCCUCUCUUUUCAGCUACUCUGAGUGCAUGCUGCUUCUCUCUUUGACAAUGAGGCACAGUGAAACGGAGUGAGUGAAGACACAUAUUAACUCAUUUAUAAUCAGCUUUGAAAAGUACAAUUUAAUAAUAAUAAUAAUAAUAAUAAUAGAUUUUAUCUGUAACGCACUUAACAUUUGAAAACAAAUCUCAAAGUGCACAACGAAAACAGAAAAAAAAGACAACAAUAACAGUAAAAAGACAACAAUAACAGUAAAAAGACAACAAUAACAGUUAAAUCCAGCAACAGGGAAAAACAAUAAAAACAGUCAGCAGAUAAAAUCAGAUAAAAUUAGUCCGGGUAGACUUUCCGAAAGAGGAAGGUUUUGAGUCAAUUUAGGGCUGGGUGAUAAAAUGAUAAUGAUAUAUCUUGAAAAUGAAUUUCCCUCAAUAUCAAUAUAAACAUGGUCAAUAUGCUUUUCAAUAGUCGGCAUUCUGCCAUGUUUAGGUGGACUCUAUGAAUAGCCAAUGAAAAUGAAAGUUGUUGUGGGUCUGCUUUGUGCAACGCCGUACGACAAAACGUUGAAGAGACACAAAGACUUCACAGAUGCUGUAGCUUAUUGUAAGCACUGUUAAAUUUCAGUUUUUGUAUUGUGAUAUAUAUUGAUAUGGACUAAUAUGAAAAAAAUAUAUCAUGAUGAACUUUUACCCAUAUCACCCAGCCCUAGUACAGUGUCUGAUUGGUGAUAUCAGCAUUGGAUCGGACAGAUCAAUAGUUGAUAAGUUAUUUGUACUCUUUGUAUCUUAUCCCGUCUUUUCUUUGUCUUUGUUACAUCAGUGAAAUGUUGGCAAGCUAGUUUACAAAAAUGCUAAUUCAAAGAGGAGGGUUUUUAUUGGAUUGAGGAAGUCGCUUCAAAGGACGACCUUUGAUUUGCUUUCGUGGUCAAAUGUGAAAGGAAAUAUCACCAGUAAUAAAUCAUCUAUGAGAAAGAUCAGCCUCAUAGAGUUUGUAAGCCCUGGUCCACUAAUGCAUUGAGAGGAGUGACUGUUUACUUGCAUCAAAUUUCAAAGCUUAUUUGACAAGAAGAGUUGAAGAGUUACAUAACAAAACUCAUCUGUAUCAGCUGUAAUUUUCACAGCCAGUGUAUCUUUAAUAUCAAGUAAAUAUAAAACUGUUGCGGUUUCAUAGAGACAGUUCAGUUUAUAGGAGAAAGUACCUUAACAACCUUGAUCCAGAUGUCAGCACUGGAUCGCUCUACUAUAUACAUGGUAUACUUUUUACGAUGUCCUGUUCUUUGAAAACAAAGCAUCUUCUGUGUUUGCUGAAGAGUUGGUCAGGUUUUUAAGCAAAUAUUUGUCUAGGCAGAAGAAUGUGUUGGUGUGUGCUGAGGACAGCAAUGCUCUGACACUAAUCUCUGUUUUCUUUUUCUUUUUUUCAUCACAAGUAAGGAUGUCUUAGAUACUUCAUACAAAAUCUGACUUUCUGUUCAGAUUAUGUCUGGAAACACAGUGAAAGUCAUCCCUCAUUUAGACUGGUGACAUUCUUCUUUUCAGCGGCAGUGUUUUUUUUACCAUGCUGUGGAAGUAAAACUGACUGUUUUGCACACUCACCAACAUCUAAAAACACAAGGCUUCUUAUGUGCCAGAUCUACUUUAGGAUUCCUGUGCAAGGCAUGUUGUUUGGCAGGAAACUGGGAUUACUCUGGCUCGACGGAGCAGUUCAAUUAUUUUAGUCUUUUGAGGGGAGUUGCUCCUGCUUUUCAAAGACCCUGCCAUCUGCAUCAAGGCUUCAAGGCUGGGCUUUGUUCAAAAUAUGGGAAGCGUUCCUUGUCCUGCUUUUUACUUUUGCUUUAAAAGCCCUUCAAGCGCUGAACCACAAAGUCACACAACCCUCAACCACCCAUCCGCUCUUCGCCCGUGACGGUAGCUGACGGGUUUAAGUUUCACCGAUUCUUAGCUGCUGUUAACACACACACAGAGACGUGUCUGUUGUCGCUUUGCACACCCUGUUUGUACAACACAUGUGUUAGCAUACACACGUCUCGUUUGUCUAAAUGAGCGACCUUGUCUCAGGCUCCGCUGACGUGCGUGUUUGGCUGGUGCUGUUGUGCUGCACGGAGCGAGACUCCCUCCUGUUUUGCACUACAGGUGGGCCGUGUUGCCUGGAGACAACAGCAUCCUGCAGUCUAUGUCUCAUUCACCCUGACCUUAGCGGGGGUGGAGUGGGACGAUGCAGGUGUUUUCGCGUGAAUCGGGUGUGUCCGUGUGGCUGUUUUUGGUUAACUCAGCUCCUGUGUUUCUAUAUUUUGUUUUUAGCCGCACGUGUCUGUGCAUAGAUUGGAUUCUGGAUAUCCAAGAGCGUGCACAGAGGCUGUACAAGGUGUUUCAGGGGGCACACCCAUGCAUGGCACGGUUGACAGGCAGAUGGAUGGUCCUGGGUGCUCAUGGAAGCCCAGAGAGGCACUCAGGCCCUUCUCACUGCUUGAGCGCUCACCAGUGACGAAUGGCCUCAUGCUGAGCAGAUGGAGCUGCAGAGCCUCCACUCACAGCAGUUCAGACGCCAGGAGCAUAGGCCAGCACUCCUCGCCUCCCGAUCCUCCCCCCUCCUCCCACUUUAAUUUAGCUGUACUGUAGGACGGUGCAGAGCAGAGGAAUGCCAGGUCUUUGUGGAAUGCCACUUCCUCCCAGCCUCUCACCAGUGACGAGCUCCCGGUCUCUCGCUGCAGAAUCUUUCUGCCUUAAUCACCCCGAGGAAUCCGAACAGCUCGCUUUUCUUUGUCUCGUUUGUUUGAAUAGAAUUUAAGAUUCCUCUCCUAUGAAUGUAAAGUCAUUCUUAAAGAUGCUUUAAAAACAGAGGAUUGCCUCACGCGCUUUUCCAGAUCAAAGGGAGCGGGGAAAUAAUGAUCAAAUCAGCUUUGUUGGUUGAUGUGCAAUAAUCACUUUCACUUCACUUUAGUUCAGUCAUUUGAAGAGCUGUAGGUAAAAUCAUUUUGUCUUUCGGUCCUUUUAGUUUUUCCCAGUUUGUGUUUUAUAUUCUGCUCCUGCAAAGAAGUUACAGGAAACCAAAAAUACAGGAUCCGGUUUUGGCUGAUUCAGAUUUCAUUUCUUAAAAGAGCUACAAUCGCCGCCAAAAACUAGCAUUUUUGUAACGUAAAUAGAAUGAUUAUAUAUAUACCCUUUAUUUACUGUGUUCUUAAGUGUCUUUAUGUCAUAACUUAUUGUAGCUUGUGUGUGUUCAGUUGUAGUUCAGCACAGGGUCAUAUAGACUCAGGAGGUUGAGCAGUUUAAGCACACAUCUGAUGUAUCGUGGCUGCAGUUCUUCUUAGAGUGAUCACGGAUUAGACACUUAGUUGAGACUCUUUGCUGCAUGUCAUCGCUUACUUUCUACUCCCCAUAUUUUCUGUCAAACCAGGGCAAAAACUUGAGAGGACAGGCCUGUCACUAGGGGUGUCCCAACACAACUUUUUUACCUUGGAUACUGAUAUUGGAGCCUUCAGUACUGGCCGAUACCAAUACCGGUAUUUGCACAAACUUGUGCAUGACAAGUUUUGCACUCAGUUGCGAUGUCUUUUUCGGACUUUAACGAAAAAUACGCCGCACAGCCGACAUCACUCGGUAUUCCUUGCUACUUUGUGCGUACCUUAGUACACUGUUGUUGUGAUCACAUGGGCUCUACAUGCAGGAUCCGGGUGCUGGAGCGAAGUUUGAAAUGGACUUUUUGUAUUGGAGUGCCGAUAUCGAAGAUUUUAGACGCAGGCUGAUAUAAUCCGAUAUUCAUUUUUUUGCUGAUAACCCAUUGGUUAUCCUGACUGUGAUAUCAUUAGUUUUGUUGGGACACAGUAAUAGAGUGUGCCUUUACAUCAUGACAAACAAAAGUUAAUUAAUGUCCCUGCAAGUACAGAGUUUACUGAGGUUAUGAUAUUUUAAUAAAUCCGUUGAUGAUCCAAUAUUCAAAAACAGUCAAUUUAAAAUGAUAAAGUCGUAUACAACUAUGAACAGGCCAGGGUAAUAAGGGCAAAUUAAAACACCUUUUGUUGUCUGAAAAUUCAGGGAUUAGUUCUCAGGUAAUCUCUUAAUGCUUGUUAUUUUCACCUUUUGAUAGAAUAAAAACAAUGCACCAUCACGUUUCCCAAGAAUAAACAAGAAUCACAUUGUAUAAGAUAAAUAGCAGCAACAAAUCUUUGCUUAUCAUAUCAAAAUCUACAGAAAGUCUGCUCUGUGUUUUUUAACAGUAACAGCAGAAAUAUAGACCCACAGAUCCUGGGUGUUUAUUAUCCUGGGUGUUUGAAGUAAAGUUUUUAAUUGGCUUAUAUACAGUUUGAGCUCUUUACAACAUUUAAAAUCUGAACUGGGAAAAAAAAAAAAAAAAAGAACGAGGUGAAAGUUUUCUGUCUUCCCGCCUCUAAUUUAUUUUUAUCACUUUCAAGACUCGGCUGUUUUUCUGGCGUUGCUGCAGCCAUUAGCUGAGCGCGUAUCUGUGUCACAGAGGAUAUUGUGUGAGGCCACUGAGACGUGGCUAAACUUUAACUACAGUGUAGACUCACAGUGUUUAAUGAACACCCACGGCUCAGGUCUUGUUGCAUGUGACAGAGUUAAAGUCACCUGCUGGGCAGUAAUAACGCUGCCUGGAUCAUCUGAAGUCACUCUGUGGGAACCUUUAGUUUCACAUUUGUGCGGCUGUUUAUGCUCUGUUUAUCUUUCAUGUUAUCAGGGCUUUAAGAGGAAGUAGAGCUGCUACACUGGUCCUGGAUCAGGCUGUAGGAGUGUACCUAUCAGUCUCUUCCUCCCCCCUCCUCACAGGCAAUGAUUAACACCAGCAGGAUGGAGGAAGAGGGUGAGAAAAUACAAGGAGGAGGUGGCGGAGGAGGAAUCAGUCUGCGCCUUACGUCAGUUUAUUCUUAAUCAGAAAGCCUCAUUCAUUCUCGAUGUGUGAUAUUCAGUGGAGACAGUGAAGGACUCGCAGUGUGGAGACAAUAGAGUACUAUCAUGAGCUUUACUCCUAAAAUACACAACAAUAAAUAUCCUCUAUAAAUCCCAGUCUGGAGCUGUUUGUGUGUGUUCAGUCCUGACCCUGCGGUGACUUUACGCUCUUUUCUGUCCAUGCUCUUGUACGGGAGAUGUCCUUGAAAGUGUGUGCUGUUUACUUCAUGUGUCUGGAUUUUAUCAUCCCGCUGUAAAGCUCUGGAAUCGAUAAAAAAAACUGCGCCCAUCUUGACGACCACAGUAAAGAGGGUGAUUUUCUUGUCCUUGCUGCUGGGACAUAUUUUACACAUUAUCCCCUCUUUACUCUCCUUUUUACUCCCCAUCUUUACUGUGCUUAUCCUCUAGUCUGGUCCAUUCUGUCUCCAGUGACCCCCACACACAAACUCAGACCCCUGACGCCUGCAGACCAAUAAAAGCUCAUGUGUGCACCAUCUCCAUCCCCCCAUGGUUGGGUUGUAAAACACAGCACAGACUGGCCAAAGAGCCUAGAGCAGGUGACAUCAAUCCUUUACGCCACCAUCAGGCGAUGAGGGACAGAUGAUCCCAUCUUCAAGGGGAGAUGCUCUCGGUCACCCACCACUUGGCUCCUUAUCCCGGGUCUCACCGCAGUGUUUGUGCGAGCUGAGGGGCUUGUAGAGAGUGAUGGAGUUGUUGAUUAAGAGCAGUAAGCCGAGUGUUGAAGGUUUUUUUUUUUUCCCCCCUUCUCUCCAGGAAUUGAUGGAGUGCAGUGGUGGACAGUGAUCCUUAACCACAGCGGUCACAACACAACUACAGCCCCACUGCCUGUGAUUCAUUCUGCUCCACUGUGUUUCUCACUCUCCUCGGCUACUUUGCAGUCUUUCUCGCUCGUUUUUUUUUUUGCUCUCUUUUUCUUUCUCACACCCACAAUCAUGCUGUACAGAUGAAUACACACACUAAUGUGACAGACUGAGAGACUGUGACUCAAACUGUGUCGUUGGGACGCUCUCUUACCCCUUUUUUCCCUCAAUCAAAGGUGGUUUUGAAUUUUUCCAUUUUGGUGCAUCAGACAGUGAAGGGUAAUGUCUUGACUUGGUGUCAAAGAGGAAACAAUUACUGCUAAAACAAUGAGUGGAUUAAUCAACUCAGUGAUUAAUCCACUCCACAUAAUAUCCUCUGAUUCAGGAUUUGGUGUGUUUUCUGCAGCUCAGGUUUUAUAUUCUAAUACAUCAGUGAAUAAGGAAAACUAAUCUGCAUAUUUUGCUUUUCUUGGACUAAUAGAUUAUGAAAAUGUCAUCAGUGCAGCUCUAUUAGCAAUAUCCAAUCAGUAUUAUUGCAUCGACAUUGAUUUUUUUUUUUGAUAUGACAAAAAAUACACCAACAUUUUUUAGUAACAUGUAUUUGCCAUGAAGUCAACAAAAUGAUUAAUCAUUGUUACCCUUGCUAGUUAGCACCAGGUUGGUUAAAAAGUAUGAAUACUUCUGUGAUCACAGGCCUGAAAUACCAGUCGUAUGUUGUGUCUAGGCUGCCACCUGCCCGUAGCUUUGGUUAAUGUCUAUUGUCACAGGGCAAUACAGCUCUACUACCUCCAUGCAAACAAGCAAAGAUGAUCUAUAGGAUCAUAGAGCAUGGCACAUUUUGACAGUGAUUUAAUUAAGAGAUGAAGAUAAAGUUUUUGAAAGAUAAAUAUUGUAUGUUUUUUUUUUUUUUUUAAAGACAUCCUGUUUUUUUCCUACACUUUUUACCUUAACAGCAAUGUGUUCAAUUAGAGUUUUUAGUAUAAAAAAGUAUGGACGUAAUUUGAUCAGUUUCCAGGUCUAAAGAAUUAUGGUAAAUGAAAAAUCUAAUAUGGAAAAAUGUUGAUGUUAACAGACUAUAUUACCAUAGUGAGAAAUAAAAUAUUGUUUUCUAAAAAAGAAAAGUUGGUAUUUCCAAAAAUAAUUCUAAAGAGUAGGGUUUGGAAAAGUAUGGAGACUCCAACUGUGUAGGAACCCUGUGAAUGCUAAUUUUAUUGUGUUUGCUCAAUAUAACUUCCUCUCUCUCAAGCUUCUACCACGCAGCUUUAGAUACUUGCAGAUACUGGAUAUCCAAUGUAUUUGUUAUAAUGUGCAAAUUUUAUUCUUCAUAUUACAUGUUCGGUUGUUGUUCAGCUGUUCAGUUAAUGUCCUGUUGCUUCUGUUACACUCUGAAGUAGGACUGGGUGAUUAUAUGAUCAUGAUCGAUGAUCGUGAUUAAUUUCAGUUUGAUCACAGUGAUCAGCUCUGAGCAUAUUUACUCGAUCAAACAUAGCGGAAAUGGGCGUCACAACAGCCAAUCAUAGUCGAGCUUUUCCUGCUCACUUUUGUAAGUUGCUGGAGAAGUAAACUGCUAAAGCACUCCACUGCAUUAUUUAGUAUUUAUCUACAUUUGUUGAACUGUUGAGUAAAAAUGUUUUUUAUUUUUCUAAGUUUAUCUUAUUCAGUUUGCUUUGUUAUUUACUUUGUAUGUGUAUAAAAUGUUGUGCUAAUCUCUAGUUUCUUUAGUAUUUUUUAUACAGAUGCUUUAAAACUAGCAGUUAAAAAAAAAAAGGAGACCGGACGAUAUGACAAAACAUAUUGUGAUCAUUUUUUUUUGCCAAAUCCAGGCUUACUGUGAAGUCCAAGCAAAAUUCCUAAGUGUCAUCAAAUUUCAUUUAAAAUCAUCCAAAACUGGGCGUGUGACUCAGUAAGUUCACUUAGAUUCAGUGUAAACACAACUGCUCAAUUAACAAGAUGUUUGAUAUGUUUGUCUUCUCUGUAGGGACAUCAUGAUUACUCAUUUUGAGCCGUCCAUCUCAUACGAGUGUCUGUACGGAGAGGUGAGGGACAUGUGCUCCAUGGACAACGACCAGCUUUUCACCAUGAAGUGGAUCGACGAGGAAGGUACAUCACCCUCAGCACGCUUCAGUGUUUUCAUCUGACAGAGACCCAAAACCUAAUCUCACUGGAACAAUCCUGCCACAGUGAUGAGCGACUUCAUCAAAAAGAACGAACAAAUGUGCAAAUAUAAACACACACUGCUUUCUUGGUUGGCUGUAAGACUGUAAGAUUUGAGCCCCCCGACUCGAUUCCUUGUAGUCAGGCAGUUAUUCAAGCAGCAGUAACAGUGUCAUAGGAAAGAUGGAGCUGUCACAUUGCUCUGCUCAGGAUAAGGUCAGCCUGCCCAAACUCAUUAGCCUCAGAUCAGCUCCCACUGGUGGCCACACACAGACAAUCAGCGGAGUCAUUAGGCUGUCUGAGAAAGAAAAGCUGCUUGAUGGUCAUAAUGAAGUGCUCUGUUUGGUGUGUGCCGUCUCACCUACUGCCCCAUCCAUGGAAACCAUGCACAUUCAGCUCUGCUAUCUGAACUCCAGUCAUUAUCAGGAUAAUUGGAACAUGUAUCUUAAUUGAUCCAUAUUUUGUAACCCUCGUGUUUAAGUGCCACACUUCAUUAACUGUGAAUCAAACACUUAAAAAGUAACUCUUUCUACAAGAGAAAGACUGUAAAAUGAAAAAGGGUAAGGAUACAAACAACAGCUUUUUUAGAUUUUAGAUAGAAGAGAGCACUGAAAUUAUUAAAUUGGUAAGAAAUUCAACUUAAGGCAUGAAUUAUCCAGUAUUCAGAGUCAAGCAUGCCGCAAAUAGAACAAAUGUAUCCAAUCUAAUCUAAUCCACUUUAUUUAUAUAUCACAUUAAAAAAAACAAUUCAGUUUAGCAAAGUGCUGCACAGUGUGAUAAAGUAAGUUAAAAACACACAGAAACAUGAAAUGUUAAAAUAAAAGAAUCACAAUGAAAAUCACAUAAAAACACGAUAAGAGCAAAAAUGAAAAACAACUCACAUGCUUGGUUAAAAGCCAUGGAGUAAAAAUGUAGCUGUUUAUAAUUGAAAGACUAUCUCCAGCAAUGAUGCAUAAAACAGAAAAUUUACAAUAAGAAAACCCCCUUAUAAAAUAAAAUAAAAUAUCAAAGAAAGCACCAUUGCUGUAUUGGUGUUGUUUGAGUAUUUCUAUUAUUAGUGCUAGAAUUUUGAUUUUUCAAAAUGAACUCUAACCCCGCUUUUAGUUCCCGGUUAUAUGUUCUCCAUAACAUAAACGUAGGUGAAUGCUCUCACUUCCUGACAACUGAACCAUCAGGUAAAUAUAUACCAGACAUUACGGAUGGCAGCAUGUUACCUGUGACGGGAAUACUGUCGCAGUCCACCCACGUAUAAACCUGUUAUCAAGUUCUGUUGUCUGAGAUCUAAACUAUGUGUCAUAGUUUCUCUCCACCAGCUAUUAAUAUCGCAGCGGCUUGUAGUUGUUAUUAGUUAGUUUAGUUAGAGGAAUGGAAAUAGAGUCGAUGACCUCAAUGUUGCCGCAUACGCAGUUUGUGAUACAGAAAUAAUAGAUCUGCAUCAGAGUGGUGUUUUAACGACCGACUUGAUUGCUGAGAGAAAAUGUUGUAAAAUCAAGAGUACUAAUUCACUCCUCUGUGUUUUUCCGAGCACCCACGCCUUGUUUUCAAUAUCAAAGUUCAUGUUUUGCAAUUAAUAUCAUGCCAACCAUAUCAUUUAAAUGUUCUGCGAAUUAGAAAGAGACCCGGUCGUUGUUGAUUUCCAGUGAUAAACUGAGCUCUUAAAUGUCAUGCAAAUAAGUAACAUGGUAACAUUCAUCAGACUUUUAAAGAUCAUGUUGUGAAGGAAAACUUGAUUAUGGAAGAAAAGAGAACAAGAGCAAUCAAAUUAAAAAGACAGAGGAAAUGAAACUGCAUAAAGAGUACAAAGGGACCUGGAUUAUUAUCGCUGAUCUUACAAAAACAUUUUAAAAAAUCCCAAAGAAAGGUAAUUUUUUUUUACUGUACCUCUGGUUUCAAAUGAUGCCCACUCUCAACAUUUUACAUCAGUUUACUUCCGGGAGACAAGCUGACAGUUUUUAAUAUGUUUUCCUUGUUAUGAAUGUGUUUUUGUAUGUUUUAUGAUUUUAAAUCUUCAUUAAGUUAGAAGCUCAGUCUAUCACAUAUUCUGCUAUUUUGGCUUUGAGUAAAACAUGACAUGCCUGCUGCCACAGUCGUCUCUGAUUCAUCGUCUGUCGGUCAACUAAUUGUGGCUUCUCAGCCGAACCAAAUGAGAGCUUCACUCUACUUGGCUGAAAAGUUGAAAAUAUGCUGCAUUUUUGUCCAAAUAGUUCCCAACAUAAGAGAGAAAACUAUUUUCCUCUCUCUGCUAAAAUUAAUACACUCUCAUUUUAAACCCUGGAAGAGGAAUACAUCAAAUAAAAGGCAAAGUAGGUUUUUACUGACUUCUGAUUUCCCCAAUUUCACUCAGAUGCCUGCUCUUACGUGUGUGUUUUAUUUUCUGUUUGUGUAUGUGUGUUUGUAUUUAAUAUGGUAUCUAACUCCGCGUUUGAUCUCUGAUGUUAGGUGACCCCUGCACUGUGUCGUCUCAGCUGGAGCUGGAAGAAGCUCUGCGCCUCUACGAGCUCAACAAAGACUCAGAGCUCAUUAUCCAUGGUGGGUCUCACUGCUGCUCAUACUAACAAUAUUUAUUAAAUUACUUCUGGAGUUUUAAAAAGUAUCUCACAAGUUUUACCGGCGUGGUUAGCAGCAGUCCUCUGUUUUCACACCUGGUUUGACUGUCAGUUUAUUCAUACUGAUGCCUAAAAACCAUCAGAGAGAAGACUAUAUGUUAUUUCAAUGUCUGUAUCUGCUGCUACAGAAUGGAUUUCAGCUGAAACUAUUGACAGACCCUGAAGAAGCAGCCAAUAUUUACAUUUUACGAAGCUAAUAUUCAAAACAAGUGACACAUAAAACACUACCUUUACAUCCACACGGUGUACAGUGAACCUCUUUGGAAACAGGCAACAACAAAACUGACACAAACUAAAAGUUCCUCUCAGAAGCCUUAUGAAACCACAGGUCUAUGCAGGAUGUUAUCCUGGAAUUUUUUUCCAUAAUCCAAACGUAAAUAUUGGUUGUUCCAUUCCUGCCAGGAUAAGUAAGUCAUAUCUAAUACUUUCAUUAGAAGUAAACAUAGGUUAUUAAGGGUGGGAGAAAAAAUCGUCUCAUUUACCAAGAAUCGAUUGUUCAGAUUAAUUGCUAAUAUGAAGUCAAAUCUAUGAUAAUGGGAAAAUAAAAUCAACUGUUUGUCCACUGAGGUUGGCAGAGGUGACAACAUAGUGCAGAAGAAAGUUGGUACAACAAAUAUAUUCUGUAUUUUUCGCACUAUAAGGCGCACCUGGUUAUAAGGCGCACCAUCAAUGAACGCAUCUAUUCACAUCUAUUUUCAUACAUAAGGCGCACCAGAUCAUAAGGCGCACCAGAUUAUAAAGCGCAUCAAGCCAAACCAAACAGUCAGAUAAGUCAAACUUUAUUUAACUCAUUCAAUAACUCUGCGAGGCUGCGGCAGCUGCAGUGCUCCGACAAUCCAAAAGGAUUUUAAGUGCACCUUAAAAAUACGGUAAAAGGUUUGCAAGACGUGCUACAUGAAAAUAAAAUAUUGUGUAAAUCGGUGUUGACGAAGACGUGACGUUAACGAGCUAAACGUAAGUCUUAGAUGACUAAAAUGUGAUGAGACGACUGUGCGUUUACGAGACGAGACCGGAUGAAAACGUUAGUGGUGGACGACGAACAGAGAUGCAAAAUUCAUGAGCAUUUCGUCAGUCAAAUGCUAAACAACACUGGUGUAAAUAAGACAAACAUAAGGCAAAGAAAAAUGCUAAAUUAGCUUAACAGCUGAAAAAUUCUAUAAAUCGCAAUGUAUUGUAAUACCCAAUGUGUUGCUAAAUAUUUAAAAUUGCAAUAAUAUCAUAUCGUGGCCCAAGUGUCGUGAUAAUAUUGUAUCAUGGGGCCACUAGUGAUUCCCACCCCUACGUUAUAGUGCUUCUUUUUAUUUCUGCAGUCAAUGGAAACAGUUGGCGACAUAUUGUACAUAAAAACAAUUAUCAAACACAAAGCUAAUGCAUCACUGACCCGUAAACACAACUUUAUACCUGCUGUUUAUGUCUGCCUAUAAUCCUCUGAGCUGGUUCACACCCUCAUCUGAGCAUUCUUGGAAAAUAGUUUUACAAGUAUAUGAAUUCAGGGGUCAGGGCUACCUCAGAGGCAGGGCGGGAGGUGAGGGGCGGGAAGGUGUGCAUGCGGAGUGAAAUAGAACAUUUGAUUGACAGGUUCUGUGUGUAUAAGCAUGUAACCUGAGGGUAGGGGACACGGGGGUGUGUGUGGUUAAUGUGAAGUUUUAAUCAAAUCAGAGGUGAGGGUUCAAGAAUACAGUUGAUGCCAGCAUGACGGAGGGAGAUAAAGAGAGGAGGUAGAUGGGGGAGGGGAUGGAAGGGAGGAUGUGACGGUGUUGCUAAGGGGGUCGCCAGGUCUGCUCGUUAACGAGCUUGUCGGCUGGAGCCCACGCCUGGCCUCUGACUCACACUGCCCCCAGUCUAACUCGAUUCAUCUUUGUCUCUGAAUCUCUCUCGCACAUGCAAAAAAAAAAAAAAAAAUCUUUGUCUGCUUCUUCAGGGUUGUGUCUUUUCAAACUUUACCGUAUGUUACACACACUCACACACACUUUAUACGUCAUAGAAACAACCAGAGCGAAUUUCACGUGCAGCUCGGGGCGACACAUCUGCUGCAGGUAGCUGGAGCUGCUGUUGUAAUAGGAGAGAGUCACUGAUGUCUGUUUUCCAUCCUUGAGAUAUAACUAAACUUCAAAUGUUCCUUUUUUCGUUGUUUUCCAGUUUUCCCGUGUGUACCAGAGAAACCUGGCAUGCCCUGUCCGGGAGAAGACAGUGAGUCAGACCUCUUUAGUUUUAUCUAAAUUGCUUGUGGAAGAUGAAUGAGUUCAGUAUUACGUCAAGGUAUUUAAACUUGCUAUGAGGAGAUUUCAGCCGGUUAUGAAACAGAUGACUCUAUAUGAGCUAAGACCAACCAUAUCUUUAGAGGUACUUUUUUGACGUGUGUAAAAGUUAAAAAGUUAGACAUGUAAACAAAUCAGUAUGUUAAUGAGGAAAUAUCUUCCUAAUAUGGAAGAAAAUGAUUGUUUGGAUCUGUAUCUGACGUUUCCAUAGAAAUCAAAGUGGUCAAAGUCAUCGUAUCAUGCAAAUAGGCACACAGGCUGAACAGGACUCAGCUUUCCUUUUCCUCCUUUUACAGAGUCUAUAUACCGGCGUGGAGCCCGGCGCUGGAGGAAACUUUACUAUGCCAGUGGUCACGCCUUUCAGGCCAAACGCUUUAACAGGGUGAGACAAAACGCUGAGUUCAAUAAAACAUUUUCUAGGCUGAUUCUUAUGUGAAGCACUCUUCAAGCUGAUGUAUAGAAAAAGAGUAGAAGUCCGCUUCGGUUUCUGUACAUGUGUUUUAAGGAGAAUGAGACAUUCACUGCCCUUCAGUAAUUUGUCUUUGUAUUGAUUGAUGGAGUGAGAGGGAUGGAGGUGACGCAGAACAAUGGCUCAGGCAGAAUCUGAUCUUCAGCCAGCAGGGCUACAUGCUCGAUAAGCCAUCACAGUCUCUGCAGCAUCUCCUGGAGUGUAAUGUAUCCUCUGUUUGUGAUGAUGACUUUCCAGAGAGCCCACUGUGCCAUCUGUGCAGACCGAAUCUGGGGUCUGGGAAGACAAGGCUACAAAUGCAUCAACUGCAAACUGCUAGUGCACAAGAAGUGCCAUAAACUUGUCACGAUGGAGUGUGGCCGACCGAUGAUUCAGGUGAGAGGUGUGACGAUAAACUCCACGGCAUGAAGUGGACCAUUAGCAGCCAUGAGUCACACACUUAUAAACAACGGUCUGUGUCUGCUGUUGAUCCUAUUUAAUGACUGAUGUUGUUGUCUAGGAACCAAUGAUGCCUGGUCCACCUUCGAGUCCACUAGACCAAACUGAACAGCCAGGUAACACACACUAACACCGUUGUACUCACAUAUUUAAAGGUGUUCAUGGCUAAUGGAUUUCAAAACACGAGUAGCUGCAGGAUUGACUCCUGCAUGAUGUGGCAUAUGCUGUCCCAUCUCUGCGUUUCCUGUCCCAUAAAAGAAAGGCAUCUUAUCUUUUUAUAUGGAAUCUUAUAGGGAUAUUCUGGCGUAAAGUUAAUUUAGGGUCAAACACACUGUAACACCGAGCUAGACACCCCAUCGAGAGAUGAAUGUUGCAGACCAAUGCUUCUCUAGUUUUACCGACUUCAGUAACGACAGCAGGAUAGCAAUACACAGCAGUCUGAGGAGCCAUAAACAAACCUCAACCAAAACCAAGAACAGCACCUAACUUCAUCAACAGAACAUAUAGGGUCCCAGCCAUAGUACUGGUCACCAAACAUCUUUUUAACUUUGCCUAAUUUCUUUAGCAAAGAGACUAAACACAACUCAUCUACUCUCUUCCAGCAGCAGCUUGUUUUUAGCGAGACCUUGACCAAUCCAUUACGGACCGCUGCGGGGUGACACAGCUCAAGGAAGAACAUUUAAGAUCAUUUCUUUAUAAUUUCCUUGAAGGAGUAAUCACCAUAUUAAUAAUUUUGCACUGCAGACACGGUCGUCCUUCUGCCUUAGCGUCUCGGUCUGAUUGUAUUUCCAUGAAGAAAUGAUCAUAAAUGUUCUUCCUUGAGCUGCGUCACCCCGCUGUAGUCCGUAAUGGACUGGCCUGAGGUCUCGCUACAAACAAGCGGCUGCUGGAAGAGAGUAGGUGAGUUGUGUUUAGUCUCUUUACGAAAGAAAUCAGGCAAAGCUAAAAGAUGCUUGAUGGCUAGUGCUGUGGCUGGAACCCUAUAUGUACUGUUGAAGCAAGCGGUCGGCAACAUUCAUCCCUCGAGGGGGUGUCUAACUCGAUGUUACGGUGUGUUUGACCCUAAAUUAAUUUCAUAUCCCUUUAAGUCUGCUUCUUCAGCCUAGAUCUGGUCACCUCUCUUCAAAUAUAAGACCACUAAAGUGUUUUUUAAUGAUUUUUCACCAAAACAAUAAAAGACCUAAACCAGCUCUAUGUAAGUAGGCCGUCCUGACCUUUAAGCCAUUUAGCUCUUUUCCAAGAUUUUAAUCUUUACACACCGUCAAUAUCAAUGCAUGUAUUAUUCAUAUAUUAACACACAUAAUGUUGAGAUUGCUUUGAGCAAUAAUCAACUCAGGAAAAAACUAGGCCACAGCUAAAGGCUAAUGCAAUCUAUCACUGUCAGACUUCUAGUAGUGUAGUACAUAAAAUACUGCACAUGUGAAUUUUGGGGGUGUAAUCAAUGUCAGGAGAAAAAUGGUUCGAGCUGGUAGCAUCCUGUAGCCUGUUAUUGCAGAUGCAUGCCAAAAAACUACAACAGGAAACUUAUGUUGUGACAUGUUCCUGACUGUUAUUGUUAAUUCGUACUCAAUAUAUCGUGAUUAAUUAUUAUUUUUUUACAAUGCACAGAGAGUAACUCACAGAUGUGUUUCCUAAUGCUCUGGAUUAACACACAUACUAUGUCAUUUAUUAACGAAUGGUUCCAGAUUUUUUUAUAGGACUAAUUGAAUUGGAGAGAAAUGUAGAAUAUCUCCAGGCUUUAUUCAUACAUAAUAAAUACAAUAAGCUCAUAAAAGACAUAAGGGGCCACCCAGACUACAAGCUGCAUUUGGGGGUUUACCUACAGUACCAGACUUAAGUCCAGUCAGGUGGUUUCGAAGCUGACUGGAAUGAAAGAGCUUAGGAUUGUUGAUACUAUUGUUAGCGAGGCUGUUGAAACUCCUUCUGCUGAAGAUAUUUGCAGGCGGCCUGAACGUUUACACGGAAACUCUGGGAGAUAGAGACACCUUUCUUUGAGCGUAGAUGAUGAGAGAAGACGUGGUUCUUCUUUUCAUGUAUUUACAAAAUAAAAGUUCAUUUAUUGUUAUCGUUUUUUUUAAAUAUGCCACUUUUGUUGUAUUGUAAAAAUGGAUGUCUAAAAGGGUAUUUUCUAAUGAAGCAGAGGGAAAUGACUGGCACUGCAGGGCUGUGAACAAAGCGUGUGACUGUCUCUCACCUCCCUUUUCCUCCCUCUUCUCUCCUAUUUCUUUUUCCUCUCCUGCCUCCCCCUCUCCUGCUGUCUGUCUGUCACUUUCUCCUCUCUCUCUCAGGCCCACAUAAAGACCCCAGAGAAAGCUUGCCUUUCGACGGAGUAGAGAAAGAGGUGAGAGAGGAAUCUUUUCAAACGCUGAUGAUGUGUGACUCACAGUCUGUCAAUCUGUCAAUGUGGUCUAGAGAUGAGUAUGUGAAUUAUGUAUAUUUAGAGGGUGAAAUUAGGGGAGUUUGAGCAGAAGGGAGAAGAAUACGAUCACCUGUAAUUGAAAGCAGGGUUAUUUUUCUUCUUUUUCCACCUGCUGUGCAUGUGUGAUAUAGGGCGCAUGCAGACGUAGGCACCCUAACAGUGCUGUGUGCGUAUUGAUUUCCUUUGGUGGGGCUAAUAAAGUAACCUUUUAUCACAGCUCUUAACACCAGAGGCUGAUUAAUGGUCAGAGAUGUAGUUUGGUGCCGGAGGAAAGGGUGAAGGGGUUGUUGGACCGAGCUGGAGAGCUGAAAAUGAGAUAGAAAUGGAUCGAGCUGGACACAGAUAGACAGAGAUAAAAGACUAAGAGCCAAAUUAUCUUAUCAAGGGGUCCGUGUCUGGCUCUGGGGACGAGGGUUGUCAUGUGAUGGGAGGUUGGAUGGAUAGAUAGUGAGGAAGGUUCUGUGCAGGACAAAUUACAGGAGGAGGGAAGAGGCAGAUCGGUGAGGAAAUGGUGGAAAUGGUAGUCAGGUUUAUCUGGAGGAAAGAAGUCAUCCAAAGAGUGCUCCAUCGAAUCUGGUGGCAGCAUAUGUAUAUUUAACACAUAAGGAAGUUAUAACAAAGAUUGACUGUAUAAAUGUUUGAAAUUCAUCUCAAACUCAGUCUGAAAAGGUUGACUUAGAGGUGACUUAAUGUGUAUCUCAGUAUUUGUAUGAGGUCCCCCUCUUUGAUAUGUGCCUCACACUGUGUUCACGACGUCUCAGGCGGGCAGCAGUCGAGACACGGGGAAAUCGCCCUCCAGCCUGGGCCUGGCAGACUUCGACCUCCUGAGGGUUAUCGGCAGAGGCAGCUACGCCAAGGUGCUGUUGGUGCAAUUGAAGAAAACAGAGCGCAUCUACGCCAUGAAGGUGGUGAAGAAGGAGCUGGUGAACGACGAUGAGGUAAAAAAAAACGAUAUUGGUAUUCACGCUGAUAUAAUGGCAGCUUUCAUUCUGGCUCUGCAAGAAGCUAAUAUGCUGUGGAUAGACUGAUAUAUCUGCUUUUCAUGGAGUUAUGAUUGAAUUCUGCUCUGACUGUCUGUUUCACUUUGAAUCAAACUCCAAUAUGAAAUGGCAGCCUCAAAUCUCUGCUUCAUAACCCGUCUUAGAUUGUCUGUUUUACCUCUCUCUGAUACCACAGGGGUCUACAAAGAAACUAAAAAUGGUGAGGUAUAAGAAAUCAAAUCCUAACAAGUUGUUAACAAGACUGACUGAACAUGGUAAUCUGCCUAAACUAAACCAUGGGUUUAUUAUGACUCCACCCUGAAUAAGUCAAGAAAAGAAACUGAUAAAUGGAGUGUUUAUUUAAAAAAAAAGUCACUUCAAGAGUUUCAGUUUUUUAAUAUUUACAUCCCGUCCAUCAUGUUGAUGAGUCCUCAACCCGAACCUUUGGUGUGACCUUCAGUAGAGCGAUAAUGAAGUCACUGUCAGGCUUUGUUUAAUGAAUCAUGAAUGGUGAAAAUCUGCAGUUUAUUCGUUUGUUCUGUUCUGCGUCAAUAAGAGGAGGAACUCUGUACUUCAGCUUUCUGAGGGGCAAAGACAGCUUUCAAAUAUGAGCUGAAAGCCACUCAGUACAGCGGAGGCUCGUCUUAUUCAACAAGGGAAUCAAAAGGAUUUGAAUUGAAUGGGAACCGUACGAACUCUCUCUGCCUUUAAAAAUGUAAACUCUAUAAAAAUAUUAUGCAAGGCUGCCACAUAAAACCGCGUUGGUAGAAAGAAAUAUUGAUAUUGUGCAGAAAAAGAUGCAUUCAGUAAUACUUUAUAAUUGAUUAGUUCAUAGUGAAGGGUAGUAGCGUUUGUCCCCACCAUCUUUAAAACGGAGGGAAGAGGAAGAAGCAGCAGCAAACAGCAGAAGAAAGACUCAAGGUCCAAUCGAAUUGUCCUUUUUUGGUUUCGAAGGUUCCUGACUGAGUGAAAAGACCCGGCAGUGAUUGAAUAUCAGCCGUUUUAAAAGCUGUGUGAGUUCUCCAAAGGAGAAGGAAAGAAGCUUCCUUUAUUAUCUCCUCAGAGCAGAAACAGUGCAGUCUGCCCUUCCACCAGUUAGUGGGUUUGAUUGAGUUAUCAUAUUGAUGUCAGAUGUGGAGAUUGUGGAUGUUUGUCAGUUCAUCCCGUUGCCUUUUUUCUAUUCAUUAGCGUACCUUCUCUUUCUUUGUCAGCUGUGGUUAAAGACUCUCUCUCUCUUUCUCUCUCUCCCUCCCUGCGUUUGUGUUCGGACGUCUCAUUUAAAGACAAAAUUGACUGAUAGCUUGGUUCUUCUUCUACUAAGUUUUUGUCAGUAUUCCUUUUUGCUUCAGUCAUCAUGAGGUGAAACUCAUAACAGACUGCAGCUCAGAGAUUCUGUCACACUGAGUGUCUUUAAGGGCUGUCAGGCUUUUCAAAUUCAUCCACUAAAUGAUUUGCUUUGUGAUUAAUCUCCCUAAAUUAGCUAAAAUCUUGCCUUACAGGUAGACUUACUCAUUUGACAUUUCCUUAUCCUUCAGGAGGUUAUUUUGUAUUUUGUCUUUUUUUUUGUUCAUUCUCAGUUCUCCACCCUAUUUGAGUUCACAAACGGCGUUAAUCUGCUUAGCUUGGUUGCAGUUGUUUUUCUCCCCACGCACACACUUCCCCUCCGCUCUCUCACCGCACACAGCCGCUUGCUCUGCCUCUCUCUGCGUCUCUCUCUUUUUAUCAGCAGAAUAAAAACUCUGACUACUCAACUUCCGUUAAUGAACUCUGGUUUCAUUUUAACAACAACAGGCGAUCCAAGCUUGUAGCUAUCGACGUUAAAACUCAUCUGAUACAGUUUGACAUUUUCAUACGGAUGCCUCAAAGUUACGCUGCCCCCUUUAAGUCCGCUAAGUGUCACAACAACACAUCACCUCUAUCUAUUGAGAUGUGAGGAGGUUACUUAAUAGUGCAGUCAUCAGUCUUCAGUCACAGCCAUGUAUAAUUAAUACAAUUAGUGCGGUCAAUGGAGGCUGUUAUUUAUCGCGUAACGAACAUGUGUCUCAUGCUAUUGAACAUUCACCUUGUUUAUCUCGUCUGAAACACUUUGAGCUAAAUUGACAGUCCUCUUCCAAGCCAUCAGUCUCCCUAAGAAGGUGCAGAUAAACCAUCAUGUCAUCAAAAAUUGAUCCUGACGUACACAUGUAGCAGCACAGCCACAGGCAAUGGGAGUAGUUAGCCUUGAUUAGACGCACUUAGCGUGAUUGACAAAUUGACAAGCGGCUUUCGAUCAAUGCUCAAGUGUUCCUCUGUCCCUGCCCUGUCAGCGUGAGCAGCAUCCGUGUCCAGACAUAUUAUCACCCCGCCAUCGAUAGGAGCCCGCCUCCUGCUUCCACUGGCUCAGCCCUUUUCUUCUGCACCGCACCGCCGCGGACGCAGGCUGUAGCCUCUCUGCCUCCAGGAUUGGUCGAUAAAGCGCCAUGCUUAUUCAGCUCUUCCGAGUUCAAGGAUACAGUGACGCUGUUAUCUCUGAUGUAUUUUUGGGUGUGUUCUUGUGUGUUUCUCUUCCAGGACAUCGACUGGGUCCAAACAGAAAAGCACGUUUUCGAGCAGGCCUCUAAUCACCCCUUCCUGGUCGGCCUUCACUCGUGUUUCCAGACAGAAAGCAGGUGAGAGCUUCACUUCUGCUCAUGUCACACUUUCUCACGAGAAAGUCACUCAGGAAGGAAGACCUUUAUGAUCUGAUAAUGAUGCCUUUUAAUCAAACGACGUCUUUAAGAAGUGAAGCUGUGAGGAAACUUCUCGUUUAAUAACAUUACAAAUGGAGCGAUAAUAGUGCGUCUCCUUCAUUACCGCUGCUGUGGUUGAGGUUUGGUUUAGUUUAAGGUCAGGCUGACAUUUGGGAGGGAGUAUAAAUAUUGUUAUGGUUGUGGAAAGGUCUUCAUUAUGACUUAAUCUCCUAAAAACUCAGUUUAGUAUCAGCAGUUUUUGGAAACAUUUGUGCUCAUCACAGAAUGAGUCACCAAAAAUAGAUGUGGUUUAUUCCUCCAUUAGUUAGUUAUCGCUCUAAACUUAGAAUAGGUGUGGAUGUUUUUUUAAAGAUGUUUUUUACAUGAAUCUCACGUUCAGUUUUAAAAAGUAAUAUAAACUUAAGGAGGACUGUGUGUUUCAUUCGCAGAUGUAAAGUAGCUGAAAUACAACUCCAUGUUUGACCCAUUUGAAAAAAAAAAAGCAUCUUUACAGUAUGUGUUGAAGUUGAAUAAUAAUCUGUUAUAAAAUGUGCUUCUUCUUCUUUUCCAGACUGUUCUUUGUUAUUGAGUAUGUGAAUGGUGGAGAUCUCAUGUUCCACAUGCAGAGGCAAAGAAAACUCCCAGAAGAACACGCCAGGUAGAAUCAAACUCUCGUUCACUGUGAAUGAUUUAGAUGAGAACUCAUUGUUCCGCACAUUUACUGAAUUUGAAUGUAAAAUUGACUUCAUUUGACCUUUUUAGGCCUUUUUCAGGUUUCACGCCGUACACAGUCUACUCAGAAAAUGUGUUUCAGACUAUUUUGUGCACUUGAACACUUUUGUUGAAAUCAGUAAAAGUUGUUUUGUUCUGUUUUGUAGUUGUGUAAUUUUUUAAAUGCAUUUCUAUCCACUUUCAGAUUCUACUCUGCAGAAAUCAGUCUGGCACUAAACUACCUCCACGAGCGGGGGAUCAUCUACAGAGAUCUGAAGCUGGAUAACGUGCUGCUGGACUCAGAGGGACACAUCAAACUUACAGACUACGGCAUGUGCAAGGUGAGGUUUGUCUGUAUGAUGGAGACUCAGGCGUGCAUGAGUGUCUGUUUACAGCCUUCUGAGAUCUCACGACUGAUGAUGUUUCUUUUCUUUUGUUAUUUUACAGGAGGGCUUAAGACCAGGCGACACAACAAGCACUUUCUGUGGUACUCCAAAUUACAUCGCCCCUGAAAUUCUCAGAGGAGAGGAUUACGGUGAGAGUCACAAAAUGCAAACACUUCCAAGACAUCCAAUUAUUUUAUUUAUAAUCAUGCAGCAGUCGGGGCAAUAUUUUGUUAAUCCGGGAUGCUUCUCUGCUGAUGCUACAGCGCCUGGAUCAUUCAUAUAUCUGGAAAAAAAUGGCUUAAGUGCGAGAAAAAAAUGAGCAAAAAAACAGAUGAAAGGUUAUGAAGAGCUCUCAGGGGAUGAGAAGAAAUCAUAACUGGUUUAAUAUUUAACACUUGUGCUUUUCUAGUUCUGACAAUCCAGAGAAAAAUGACCAAAAUGAUCAUUCAAAACUGCAUGUGUGUAUGAGAACACUUGUUUUUUUAAUGCUUAAGUAUCAAAAUGACUUGACAUGCAUUAUGUUUCAUUUCUUUACAUCAUUUGGUAAACAGUCAAAUUUGAUGUUAAUUAGAGAAAUCAUGAAGACGGACAGUUUAGUUUAUUUGAUUUAACAUUAUUGAUCGAUAUGUUGAGGCACAUAUCACUACAUUUUCAUGGCACAUUGAGGACUAAUUGGUACGAGUUGGGAACUGAUUAUUUACUCCUCAUCAGAUCAAAAGAAAAGUUGUUGAGACGCUUUUAUGAUAAAUACAAGAAACAAUCAAAAAAAGAGAUAUCCGUCCUUUUUUCAUUUGGGUUCUGAUGGUGAUAGAGUUAUUUUGGAUCUGGUUCCCUGUUGCUAGGACACUGAAGGCUUCGUUAUCUAAACCUUUUGUUCCUCACUUUUUUUUUCCUCAUCUUGUGAUGCUCUUCUAGUUUUCAGGUUUUGAACCUAAACUAAAUUAAAUCUGUAGCACUUUUUGUUUCAACGAUGACAAAAGCAAAACUUCAAUUACAACUGCAAAAGGUAAAACUUAUUUAUGAGAGAUUUGUCACUAAAUGUGAGAAUAGUUUCUACAGACAUCCUGUCUUUAUUUGCUUCAUUGGCAAUUCUGUUUUUUAAAGACUUAGGAGCAAAAUGAAAACGUGUCCAUGCUAAUGCUAAUCAUGUAAUUCUAUGUUUGGAUAAAGCUCCACUGGUUUGGUUAGAAAAGCCAUUAGCAGCGGAGGAAAGAAUUUGUAGUCAUUUAGUAAAAGCAUGAAAAAAAGGGAGCGGUUGCCAUAGUAAUGCCUCAACCCUGGUAUGCUUGUUACAGGAGGAGUAAUUUGAAAACACAGGAGUUAAUGAGGGUUUCUAAAGCAUCUCUGCCAUGGAGCUGAUUUUGUUUAGGAUACUGCGAGGAGACUAAAUGACGGCUUUUGACCCGACAGUGUUUUGGUGUCGCUCUUUUACCUGCUGAAACACUUCUGCCAUUUUGCCCUCUGUGAAACAUGUUUCUAAUAUGUAGUUUUUAGCUUAAUUGAAGAACGCUAUUAAGAGAACUUCAUUUGCAACUUGGUCCUAAUUUUUGUGAUCUUUCAGCUGUGUAAAAGUAGUUUAUGGAAAAUUAGGCACAUUAGGAUAAAACAAACAAGUCUUCUGAUGCUUGAAAUGUAAUGUUUGCAAUAAAAGCCGUCCAAGAGGAGAGUUACUUCUUCUGUUAGACACUUAGAACUCCGCUGGAUUGUCAGGGAUCCCACAUGACACCAUCAAUAUUGUUUAGGUUUCUAUACCAUGUAUCUCUAUGGGAUGAAAAGUGUUCAAAAGCUAUUGAGGGUUUCCAGUCAUUUCUACACCUGCCACAAGGUUUACAAUCCAGCCACAAAAAUAGAUGUUUGAUCAGAGACGUUUGAUGGUAAAUCCGCAGUGAUACACCAGUGAAAACAUGAUUAUUUAUCAUAUUGUUGUGAUAAAAAAAGAUCGCUAUCGCUAAAUGCCGCUAAUGUCAUCCGGGUUUGACAAGCUGUUUUGAUAACGUCUUUUUCUGUCAAACUUUCAAGCAAUUACAUGAUCUUAUUUUCUUCUUCUAUUGUUCCAUUGACGGUAGUGUCCAAUAAGAGGCAACCAAAGAUCAGCAAGAGACAAGAAAGUUCCCUGUUUGUCUUAAAAAUAAGAAAUAGUGGUCCUCAAUGUUUGGAAACAAGGAAAGAAGAGAUUAUGAGCAGUAUGAUGUGGUCCUCUGUCUCAUCCCAGACAGGAACAGGCAUAAACAACUGUAAAUAGAAAAAAAGUGUAAAUUUGUAAAUAGUUUCUGUUGCGUGUUUGUUCAAAUCCCAAUAUUUCUUCUCCUGAUAGCCAAGACUUAACAGAAUGAUGUGCAGGUGAAGAAAGUCUUGGUCGCUGUAAAUUUAUGUGUUUUUGUACUGUUGGUAUCAAUUUCCGUUUUUGUUUUUUGGUUGACUUUGAUGGUUCUGAAUCCACUGACACAUUCAUUUUACAUAAUUUUUGCCCCCAUAAACUGACAGCUGAGGUUGUCCUGAAAAAAAAAGAUGUGUAUAUAUUGAAAGGAUAGAGUUGAUACAUAGAUUGAAAUUAAAAAAAAGAGGCAGACCAAAAAUAAACCCUAUUUUUAUUUUCUCACAGUGUUGGUCAGAUUUGUAACGUAACAUCUCGUGUGUCUCCAGGUUUCAGCGUGGACUGGUGGGCGUUGGGCGUACUGAUGUUUGAGAUGAUGGCGGGCCGGUCGCCCUUUGACAUUGUUGGGAGCUCUGACAACCCAGACCAGAACACAGAAGACUACCUCUUCCAAGGUAAAAACACAAACACGUGCAGGCGCAUGCACACACAGUCGAGAUUUGUCACCAGAGGGUGAAAAAAGAAGCUCUGUGGAAGUAUGCAACACCUUUGUAUUGACACCUUUCUAAUGGUCGCCUCUCCCAGCACCAGGCACAUGCCAUCUGCUGCAGAGAGACGUGUGAAUGCUGUUGUUUUUGUCUGUAAAUUCAUUGUAAAUACAGCUUGUUACAUGUCAGGACUUUCAGAGAAGUGUAAAUCAUUGGACUCCACAGAACGAGCCUCAUCGCAGUCGAUUUUGAUCAGAGGCCGGUGACAUUUAAGUGAAAGGCCUCAGUGUGUGUUCAACAUCAGUGUACCCAGCAGCUAUAAACACACACCUGCAGGGGCAUCAUCUUGUCAUUUUGGCCUUAGGAUGCUGUCUGUCUCACCCUCUCCCCCGCCUCUCUUCUCUCACCUCCCGCAGUAAUAUUGGAAAAACAGAUCAGGAUCCCACGCUCGUUGUCAGUCAAAGCCGCCAGCGUUCUCAAGGGGUUCCUCAACAAGGUAGGAAGGGGUCAGAUGGGUGUGGAUCAAUCUUAAAUCCUGCUGGCUGCUGCCGGCUCCUGACAGUGACAUUAUUACAGCCUGUGUUAGAGUCAACUGCCAUCGUGGACCGUCUUUGUACUCACUCUCCUUCAAACACCUUUUCACCUUCUAUAAUAUUUCUUACUUUUUCUCCCACCUAACCCCUCCCCUCUUUUUCACCUUCACUUGCAAAUUCUCUCCUUUCUCACCUUCUCCACCUUCCUCUCCCCGUCGCCUGCCUUUCUCGUCUCCUCCCUUGCAUCCACUGUCUCUCACCCCCCUCUCACCCUCGCUCCCACAGGAUCCAAAGGAGCGUCUAGGCUGCCACCCUCAGACUGGCUUCGCUGACAUCAUGGGUCAUCCGUUCUUCCGAAACGUCGACUGGGACCUCGUGAGUCAUUCACUUGUAUUCUCGCUAUGUUUCCAUGCUUCUCCCUCUCUCCGGCUGCUUCUUGGGUUUCCUAGUUCAUCACGAUUUUCAUCAUACUCUCAAAUGAAGGGAAUCAUGGUGUGCUGCGCCAAAUAGGUCAAAAUCAAUCCAUAUAUUGAUUCUGCGGGGAAGGAAAAACUGAAAGCUGCUACUAGACAGCAGAAGGUCAAAUUUAAGUGCAGCAGUGUCGUCUUCGCUGCGCUGCCCUGCGGGUGCAGGAGCUCAGUCGGAGCAGACGGUUAUUAGUGAUGGGAUCAUGAGAUUACAGACAGACAGGUAGAAAUAAACGAGACAGACAGGAGACUGACAGCAGCAGAAAUGAGUGGAUAAGGAUGAGGGAGGAGGAGAAAUGUCAACAUUUGAUGAAGCAAUACAUCCGAUUUAGAUUUCAUUUGUCUGACAGAGACAACAGUUAGCUUUCGCUUCGCUCCGCAGAACACACUCUGGAUAUUAAAUACAGUCUUAAAAGGAAAGCAGGGUGCAGGGUUGCUACACGAGCCGCUUUCAAACAUGCACCACAAUCCUAAAAAUAUUCCACCUUGGUCUUGGUGAGCUGCCACCCAAACAGACUAUUCUUUCAUCCUGACUUUACACGGACUUUCUCCUCACAGCUGCUAUAAGGAAAAAUUUGUGCAAGAAGUCAGGGUGAGCUUUUGUGUUAACACAUCGAGUACUGAUCUCAGAAGCACUGCAGUCUGUUAACCAUUUUGGGAAGAGUUUCUAUGUUUAAUACAAAGAAGCUAUGCUCGCCUCAGUUGUCUAUCCAUAAGUGAAAAUGCCCCAUGUAUGUUGCCAUGAUUAAGAAUGAACAAACAGGAACACGAGACAGUACAACUCAGUCGUCCCCCGCUCUCACAGUCUGGGUCUUGUGUUGUGAGAAAGCCUCUGACAUCGAUAAUCUUCCACUGUGAAAUGAAUGCAUGAAAUUCAAGCUCUGAAAUGAUCCAGAAAAUGUCAUAAUUUAGUUAGUGAAAGGAGCUCCAGUGUGAGUUUUCCUGCGUCAAAAUCUCAAGAUAUAAGGUGCAUAAACAGAAAUAAAUGUCGCAGCUUUAGAAGAGAUUGUUUCAGUCACAGAGCUGCAUGUGUGAGGAAAGUGGUGAAUUUCUGAACAUAGGAGACAAAAUCUCUAAAUUUAUCAGCAUAGCUAACACAGACAACUUUUGUUAAAUUGUAACGAACCCAACUUUAAAAUCCCAAACUAACAAUUCUUUAAAAUAAGAUGUUAAAUUUGGCGCAUGAAUGGUUAGGGUCACAUUACUGAAGGUGAGUGUUGGAUUCAUUUUACAAGAUAUUUUGUCCAGCUGUGAUUCUGCGAUUAUCUGAUUCAGGUUUUGUUAAGUGUAAUCACACAAACUACAUAGAUAUUUAGAUUACUAUGAUAAAGUUUAGCUGACAUAUUGAUGCAAAGUGUCUUUAACACCACUCAGUUUUAAAGAGGUGAAAAUGUCUCAUCUUUUUGAGUUACAGCAGUAAGAACAGACACAUGGUGGACUUCCUCUCUGCUCGUUUGAAAGUUCGUGUCGGACCUCGUGUGUCGCUGUGAGAGGCAUCAGAAAGGAAUCCCGCUGAAAGUUAAACUGGGACUAAAAAUAAUCAGUAAUUCUGAAGCUUCCUGUUCUCAGUUUCAGCAACGAGUAAAAGUCGUAACUCAAGAGUCAGCGACACUUCCUGUCGUGUGACAUCUAAAACUGUAAAUAAUACCGACAUUCACAGGAUUAUUUUUAGUGUUUGCGGUGAGCUGUCGACAGAUCCAGUAGACUCACAGGCUUAUCAAGAUAUGAUCGUUUUAUGUACUUCACAGAUAUUUUCCGUUCUGACUAAUCGAAGACUGAUUACUAAGUGGUAAAUUUACAGUGGAAGUUGUACGAUGUUGUGACAUUAAUGUAAGAAUAAAUCUAAACAUUUCAGAACCUGGAAAAAGCGAUUUAGUUUUAUAAUUAUUGCAUUUAACAUUCAUGUCUGACAUUGAAAGGUUGCUUGUUGAAAUAACUUAGUCAGUUUUGGAUCACAGACUUACUGACUGAUUGUUUAAUCCUGAUUUUAAUGUUGAGAAAUUUUAAAAAGUCGCUCUUAACUCCCUCAAAAUGAAAAAAAAUUCAAUCUUUGGCUCGAGACUGAAAGCAGUUGAGUUUAAUCCACUGCAGCACUCCGCUCUGUUUGGCAGGCGAACUGAUUCAUUAAUAGUUUGUUUAGCUGAGUUGAUAUUUUGUCAAGGAUGAAAGAUUUAGAGGGUUAAAACUUGAAUAAAUCAAAUUUAUCACCUCAGGUUUUAAACUUUUUCAUCAUUAAGUAACUUUUUGAUUUAUUUCCAAACUAAACUGCUUCGAAUCGAGAGGUUACGGAAAGUUUGUGCAUCAGUAAAUUAUCAGACGCUGCUCUUUCCAGGUGGACAGACUGACCUUAACAGAAGUACAGACAGACAUGUGCUGCUGGAUAACAUGACAGACAGGCAGACAGGGCAGCUCGCCAGAGAGCUCCAUGACCUCUUUUUCCCUGUUUGGUCUGGAGCAGGGACCCAGCAGUCGGUCAGAGUGUCUGGAGGGAUCGACUUACACCCCUCCCUCACCCUCAUCCCCCCCUCUUCAGCACACAGACGCAAACCUGAAAAUUAACCAUGCAGGGCACCUGACGGCCUGCAGGGGGAGCAGGUGCUGGCUAGCAGACAAGUAGUGUAAUAGUUCAGACACAGGAGAGAAACCUCUACAAGGAUGUUGAUGUAAUCUGAUACAAAUAUAAAGCAGCAUGUAAAAAAGAUUGUUUGAUUCAAGUUCAUAAAGGUGUACAAGUUAAAAAUAGUACAGUAUAAAUGUAUAAGCUUCAAUAAAUAAACACUCAUAUGUUCAGGGUAUCUAAUUAUUACUUAAAGUGAUAUCAAGCUUUGAGUGCACUUUGUGUCUUCCACAAGAAUUAGUCUGAAUACAGCGAGCUUUGUUGUUGUAAUAGAUGAAGAUAAUGAUGUCUCUGUAAACCUUGGGAAGUAAAUUCACACUUAUGAGAGGCUGUGACAAAGAGUGUGAACAUAAUUGCAUGAACAAUUUCCCACAUUUUCAAUGGAGGAUUAAUGCACUUUUUCAACAAUAUCAUUAAAUCCAAUCAGUGUCUCUUCAAUCCGUCAAUCACGCUUUGUUCACACAGCACUCUUCAUACGAAUCGAGCACAGUUUAAAAAAGUAGGACUGGGCGAUUAUGUGAUCGUGAUCGAUGAUCGUGAUGAAUUUCAGUUCAAUCACGGUGAUCAGACAUAGCAGAAUUAAAUAUAGCAGAAAUGUGCGUCACAACAGCCAAUCAGAGUCGAGCUUUUCCUGCUCACUUCUGUAAGUCGCCGGAGAAGUAAACAGAAUAACCGAACAUAGAGCUAAACAGAAAAAUAGAUGUCAGCCGUGACUUUGAGUCAUCCGCCGAAGAUGAUAUUGUUGAAGUUAUUCAACGUCGGAUGUGUGGCGGUGGUUCGGAUUAUAUCUCCAAAGUGAUGUCAAGCAAUUAAGCCGAUGUGUAAGCUAUGUUAGCAGUCGGUGCCCUCAAAAACCGGCAACACAACAGAUCUGUUUAAUCAUUAGAGGAAGUACUUCCCAAGUGAUUAAGUGGAAAGCAUGAAAAUGUGAGCGGAGUCUGCACAACCUGUUACUGCUGACAGCACAAGUAGCAUAGGCAGUUUAGCUACAACUCGCGACGCAGCCACCAGACCAAAGCAAUCAAUCAUAUCAGUACAGAUGCUUUAAAACUGGCGGUUUAAAAAAAAAAAAAUCGUGAUAAUAAUUGAAAUCGGACAAUAUGACAAAAUAUAUUGUGAUCUGUCCAUGUAGAUUCUCAUUCAUCCAUGUCAUGGUUUUCUUGAAGACUUAAAAACAGGCACCUCUACACAGUCCAGUUGCCUGUUUUCAAGUCUUCAAGAAAAUAUAUCGUGAUCAUUUUUUUUGCCAAAUCGCCCAGGCCUAGUUUAAAGUGCUUAUCUUGAACACUGAUACUGAACAUGUGUUUGAAUGUCAGGUGAAAAGCGUUGAGUUUGUCGACGUCUCAGUCCUGCUCUGUUUGUUAUUACAGCUGGAGCAGAAGCAGGUGGUCCCUCCUUUUAAGCCCAACAUCUCAGGGGAAUUCGGGCUGGACAACUUUGACGCCCAGUUCACCAACGAGCCCAUCCAGCUCACGCCUGACGAUGAGUGAGUUUUCUCGUUCAAACCAACACAUCAGGGUUUUUGUAAUAAACUUAUCGUUCUUUCAAACUAACAACAUUUUCUCUUUUUUUUUUAUCUUUGUAGCGAUGUGGUGAAGAAGAUCGACCAGUCUGAGUUCGAAGGCUUUGAAUACAUAAACCCACUUCUGAUGUCAGCCGAGGAGUGUGUGUGAGAGUCGGCGGCUCCUGCGCUCACACAUAUACCAUUCCCAAACACACACCCACACACAAACACACACACACUCUCAUGCACGUGUAACGUGGCGUCUCAGUGUCUUCAAGAUGCAUGGUUACGAGACAACUUGACGACAUCAACCUUCUGUUUGAGGGCCACACAUGCACAGUAGAACGCUUAUUUGCCAAAACCAGACUCACACUCAGCCAUUUAUAACCACUUGCCCUUAAGCCUACCUUCUUUCUUAAUUAUUUUUAUAUCAUGUAAAAUCUGCACUGAUAUCAAUCUUCUCAUCGGGGCCUCUUUAUCGGUAGCCGACAAGGCUACAAAGUUCUUCCAAGGUUGCUGUACACAAAGGGGGCAGGGUGGGUCCAGACGAGCCCCCCGACGACACAUGAACUGAACAUCCUCUCCUUCCAGCUGGUGGGGUGUUUUCAAUGCAUAUUUUAUUUGUAUAUAUGUGAAUCUACUCUGAGGAUAAAUGUUAGAAAAAGGCCUUUUUAGCUUCAAGCCACAGCCGGACAAAAACUGACCACUUGAUCAUCAUGAAGUCAUUUUGAAUUUGGCUUUGUGGCGACAUCCCUUCAGUAGAGGAAAGAAGAAUCAUAACACUAGCCUUUUAAAAAAAAAAUCAAAAAGAUAAAAAUCUAUAUAUUUUCUCAUUUUUUUGUUUUUAUUUAACAACAUAGCAGUCAUUAUAUAUGUUGUUCUGAGUGUUUAAAUGUCCAACCUGAGUAACGGAACCAAAAAGGGUUCAGGAUUUGUUGUUGUUUUAGACGAAUAUCAACAUCUGGAUAAACAGAAGGUGUCUGCGUGGAGCUCCUUCUCCCAGAAUGAAGGACCGUAAACAGCAGCAGCAGCAGCAUCCAGGCGACACUAAUAAUGAGUUACUGCUCUCAAACUGUGAAUGAAAGAGCUGGCUGUACAGGGGAAGGUGCUGGAGGAGGAGCACAGGUGAAACGAUGCUGUGCAGACCGUGGAUGAAAUCAAACACUCACACAGGACCAAAUAUAAACAUACUUCUGAAAGAUGUCAUGCUGGUACGAAUUAGGAGGUACAGUGAACGUAAGGAAAAUGUGCUGUUCUAAGUCAUAGAAUUUAUAUAUACAGAUGUUUUUCUGCUCAUUUUUUUAAUACUAUGCCUUUCUGAAACAUAAGGUCUGUUUCCUUUUUUUUUUUUUACUUUCUUCAUUCCAUGUAUGUCUCUUGUUGUAAAUCAAAACACUAAGUGAUUGUCUAUAUGAGAGUUUGGUUAUUAGUCCAAAGCCAUGGCGCAGUGACGUUUUAAGGCAAAAAUGUGGCUUUAAAACUGUCGACUGUGUCUGUUGAGCUCCAUUGUUAUUAUCACAUUUAAUCCACAGGUUAUCAUCUAAAUUAGGCGUAACGUAAAGGCUCGGUCGAGUCUCCUUCCUCUCCUUCUGACUGUAUCAACACUAAGUGAUGGUGCAUGAACCUCCAGACUCUCAUCCAGUCUAAGCUGAAGCUCUCUUUAAAAAGGUUUUGGGACUCACGUGGUGACCGGAGGAACACUUUCAUCUGUUACACGUUACUUUUGUUCCAUUGUUGUUAUUUUUUUUGUAAAUCAGAAUCGAGUUUGAAUUUUUUUUAUCACUACAUUGAUUCCAAAACGUUACUGGAUGAACCCAGUGGAAACACUACUUGUUGUAUUGGUUGUGUUUUGGGGGUGUCCACCACCCAGAGGACUCAGAUGACCUUUGUUAUUAGUGUGCAAAGAAAAAACACUGAUGGUAAAAUAAACAUUUUAUUUCUCUCCUUGUGGUAAUA
Xyrichtys novacula (pearly razorfish) is the source of this 36692-nucleotide messenger RNA. The record is from the annotation of a GenBank genome assembly. NCBI's taxonomy places the organism in Eukaryota, Metazoa, Chordata, Actinopteri, Labriformes, Labridae.